AUGGCGACUUCCUUGCAAUGCGCUCCUUCCACAUUGCGACCAUUUGCACCUUCCCUCUGUCGUUCCGCACCUCCUUCCAUUUCAGCCUCGUGCACAGUUCCUUCCCUGCUCUGUCUCUCACCCCUAUUCGGCGAUCUUGUCGUCGCGAUCGUCUUCACCUGCUUCACCGACUGCAUCGCUGCUAUUGUUCUCGCGUACGAGACCCCCGAGGCCGACCUCCUGCUGCGCCCACCCCGCAACCUGCGCACCACCCGCCUCGUCAACUGGCAGCUCAUGUUCCAUGCCUAUGGAUUUGUCGGCAUGUUUGAGGUCGUCCUCAGCUUCACCAUGGCCUACUGGUACCUCGUGCGCCGCGGCGUGCCCUUUGGCGAGCUGUGGCUGUCCUUUGGCAACUACGACGCGGACUUUUUGGCCACCGUCGACGGCCUGGACGGCCUGACGGCGCGCAUCAACGAGGCCAGCUCGGUGUAUUUCAUCACCCUCGUCGUGCUGCAGUGGUUCAAUCUCAUGGCCGUGCGCACACGCCGCCUCUCGCUGUUCCAGCACCCGCCCGCGUUCAACAAGGCGACGCAGAACCUGCUGCUGUUUCCGGCCAUUGUCUUGUCGCUGGGCAUUGCCGUUAUCUGGCUGUACAUUCCGCAGCUGCAGGUUGUGCUGGGCACGUCGGGCGUGCCGGCCGAGUACUACUUCUUGCCCAUGGCGCUGGGACUGGGCCUCCUGGGCCUCGACGAGGCGCGCAAGGCAUCGGUGCGUCGCUGGCCCAAUGGCCUUCUGGCCAAGAUGGCCUGGUGA
This is a messenger RNA of Sporothrix schenckii 1099-18, 792 nucleotides long. RefSeq lists its product as uncharacterized. Lineage: Eukaryota; Fungi; Ascomycota; Sordariomycetes; Ophiostomatales; Ophiostomataceae. The record is from RefSeq and is a predicted model, not a curated record. Gene Ontology annotation, biological process: sodium ion export across plasma membrane; intracellular potassium ion homeostasis; intracellular sodium ion homeostasis. The coding region runs from base 1 to 792 and encodes 263 amino acids. The transcript is spliced from 2 exons. Gene Ontology annotation, molecular function: P-type sodium:potassium-exchanging transporter activity.